Prunus persica (peach) is the source of this 712-nucleotide messenger RNA. Its product is annotated as cell wall / vacuolar inhibitor of fructosidase 2. Lineage: Eukaryota; Viridiplantae; Streptophyta; Magnoliopsida; Rosales; Rosaceae. Bases 27 to 566 code for a protein of 179 amino acids. Gene Ontology annotation, molecular function: enzyme inhibitor activity. The record is from RefSeq and is a predicted model, not a curated record. The transcript has a single exon.
AAGAAGGGAGGUGAUAAUUAAGAGAAAUGGCAUUCAAAUACCAUAUUGUGUGUGUGUGCUUGGGGUUGUUCAUCUUCUGUGCUACUAGUAGCAUUCAGCCAACUAAGCUUGUGGACGAGGUCUGUCACUCAACUUCCAGUUACUCCUUGUGUGUGGAGUCUCUAUACACGGACCCACGCACGCCCAGUGCUGAUAUCUAUGUGCUUGCCUACAUCUCGUUUCGCUUAGCAUUCCUCAAUGCCUCCAGCACCCAAGACCAUAUAGCCAAGCUGCUCAAGCACACAGAGGCAAAGGCAAAGGCAAAGGCAAACACAGGCCCUACCCAGCAAGUCCUCCGACGAUGUUAUCAUGAUUACAACAAGGCCGUUUCUGCACUCUCAUCCGCCUACAACGACCUCAACUCGGAAACAUUCUCUGACCUCGUUGAUUGGGCAGGUGCUGCUUCUCUUGCUGCGGAUGACUGCCAAGUUGUUGUCAAGACAACUUAUCCUCCUUUGAGCACCAUGAAUCUUGAUUUGAAGCGUCUUUGUGAAAUCUGCGUUGCUGUCUCUAAACUCUUUACUUGAGACUUGCUUGCUUAGUUUAGAUGCAAUGAUAGCUACUACUAGUAGCUAGGGUCAUGUUGCUCCUCUUGUUUACUUCCCGUUUCCUUGCUGCCGUCUUGUUUCUUAAUAAUCUUUGCGGAAUCUGUUAAUUAAUAAUUAUUGUGCAA